Messenger RNA from Sparassis crispa, 612 nucleotides. Its product is annotated as Glutathione-independent glyoxalase DJ-1. Gene Ontology annotation, biological process: guanine deglycation, glyoxal removal; protein deglycation, glyoxal removal. Gene Ontology annotation, cellular component: nucleus; cytosol. The coding region runs from base 1 to 612 and encodes 203 amino acids. Gene Ontology annotation, molecular function: protein deglycase activity. The transcript is spliced from 7 exons. NCBI's taxonomy places the organism in Eukaryota, Fungi, Basidiomycota, Agaricomycetes, Polyporales, Sparassidaceae. The record is from RefSeq and is a predicted model, not a curated record.
AUGCCCUCAGCUAUCAUACUGAUCGCAGAUGGAACUGAGGAGAUGGAAUUCACGAUCCCGUACGAUACGCUCGUCCGCGCUGGUGUAUCGUGUACCUCUGCAUAUGUGCUGGCAGAGGGUGCGUCUGCGAAGACUUUGAACCCACCCUACACCACCCCUUCGUUUGCUAGCGGGUCGCAUGGAAUUAAUAUUCUGCCGGACACAUUCUUCUCUCCCCAGGCAGCUACGCCUGACAAGUAUGACCUUCUCAUAAUUCCUGGCGGGGCGAGGGGUGCGAAGACUCUAUCGGAGAGCUCACCCGUGCAGCAUCUCGUCCGGGAGUACCUUGAAAGGGGCAAGUUUGUCGGCAUGAUAUGUGCAGGUAGCCUGACCGCUCUCACUGCUGGGCUGCCGAAGCAACCUCUGACUUCGCACCCCAGCGUGAAGAAGCAAUUGGAGAAGGACUUUGAGUAUUCGGAGGAGCCAGUAGUAGUUUCGGGCAAUCUUGUCACAAGUCGUGGUCCAGGUACUGCCUUCCCCUUCGCGCUCACGCUCGUGGAGCUUCUUUGCGGUAAGGAGAAACGCGAACACGUUGCCGCUCCGAUGAUGUUCCCGCGUGGCACGUUCGCUUAG